AUGUCAGAACCAAACACAGAUGAGCAGCAAUGGGGACGAGUACUCAUAUGUGGAGGUAUCAACUGGGCUACGAAUGGCCGAAAAGAUCGUCCAGCUAAUUCAGCUGCCGAUUUACUUUCACCUGUGAUUCUGAGAUCAUUGUCCAAUGUGAAAGUAACGAAACUUAUCACCGGUCCAUCAGCGAACUAUGCUGUAGUUCUAGAUAUAUAUGGAGCCGCAUACAUAUUUGGUAAACCGCCUUCACCGUCUUUAGCUUCUGCGCCAGAUGGUAUAAUAUCCGAACAUGCUCCUGUCAAGAUCUCUCCUUCAUCGGUAGGACUGACGAAAGGCGCAAAAUUCGUCCAUGGAGCUGCUGGACGAGGUCACGUCUUAUUGGUUGAUAGUCAAGGUGAUGUUUGGGGAUGUGGAAAUAACGUCGUCGGACAAAUUGGUUUGCCUGUGACGAUGCUAGUGCACAAUUUCACGAAAGUCACAGGGCCGUGGUCGAAGAAUCCCGAAAGCAAAGUGAUCCAAGUGACAGCGGGCAACACAUUCUCUUUGUUCUUGACUUUGACUGGUCAGGUAUACGCGUCUGGAUCAAGCGAAUGUGGACAAUUAGGAAAUGGUAAAACAGGUGAACGAUUAGUGAAAGCUGGAAAAUUGACAUAUGACGUCGAAGUACCUCCUCGGCUAAUACAAGGAUUUGAGAAGAGAAAGAUCGUUCAGAUAGCUUCUGGAAAUCAACAUUCUUUAGCAUUGGACGAAGAAGGUUAUGUUUAUGCUUGGGGUUAUGCCGGUUAUUCAAGAUUGGGAUUACAAGAUCAAAAAGAUCGGUUGGUGCCUACUAUAGUACCUCAUUUUGCAGGUAAUAAUAUUGCUACUCGUGCGGAGUCGAUACUAUGUGGACCUACAAGUUCCGUAGUGGUGGACAGACAGAAGAUGAUGUUGAUAGCUGGAAAAUUCAAGCUUACUGGUGAUGGUUCGACUGGACAGCCGUACACUUAUUUCAAAUAUAUACAGGAGCUCAUGGCUUGUAAGGUUCUAAAAGCGUCUUGUGGAGGAUGCACACACUUUCUCACGACAUCUGCGGCGGGUGGAGGGGUAAUGACCGUAGGAUUUGGACAAGGCUGCCUGUAUGGCGAAUUAGGAUUAGGUCCCGAUUUAGGGAAGUCAGCUACCAAACCACAAGUAAUAGAACCGCUAUCCGGAGCUGAUGUAAUAGAUGUGGCGGGAGGAGCGUUCUUCUCACUGUUCCUUGCUCAACCGAAUGCAGCCCUGUCAGAGAUUGACAGAUAUCCUGAACAUAUCGAAUCUCCUUCAACAUGUUUAGCUUGUGAUGAGGAUAGAUAUAAUGAAGAUCCAAUGGAAUGUGAGAGGUGUGAUUCACCGUAUCAUCCAGAUUGUCUUGAUCCGCCACUGGACGGUCCUCCAGAUGGGGAAUGGUUCUGUCCAGCAUGUUCGAUACAGGCUGACGCGGGACCCGACGAGCCUUUUGAGCCAAUCUCAUCGAAUAAUCAAAAAGUCAAAAACAAGAAUACAGAGGCUUCUCCUACUUUGGCAGAAAGAGCUAUUACUCCAAAGAGUAGUAUUGUGAAUUCACCUAAGCCUGAAAGUGUAAGAUCGAAUACUCCCUCAAAUAAGAGAAAAGCUAGUGAAAGCGUUCAAGGCUCGGCGAAGAAACAGAGAUAA
Messenger RNA from Kwoniella shivajii, 1668 nucleotides. RefSeq lists its product as uncharacterized. Gene Ontology annotation, molecular function: small GTPase binding. Gene Ontology annotation, biological process: negative regulation of GTPase activity. Lineage: Eukaryota; Fungi; Basidiomycota; Tremellomycetes; Tremellales; Cryptococcaceae. Gene Ontology annotation, cellular component: membrane. Bases 1 to 1668 code for a protein of 555 amino acids. The transcript has 19 exons. The record is from RefSeq and is a predicted model, not a curated record.